AUGCAUGUCCCACCAACAGUGAAACUUGACACCAGAGACCAUCUCCCCCAGAACUCAGAUACACAGGAAACCAUCAACCCCGCUAGGAUUCGCCGACGGGCUUCGCAAGGAUCCCUCCGAACCAGACCGUCCCCGGUAUCCCGCUUUCUCUCCAAGAGCAGCGUUGCCGUGAACUUCCCAUCGUGGGAUCAACGUGCCUCGCCCGGUUCGCCUGGUUCGCCUGGUUCGCCCUACCGUAUAGAGUCUCGGACUCGGUCGGUCGAUUCUCGUCUUCGUCUUUCAACCACUGUGUCUCGCGGGCCGAGGCCUUUGGCUGCUUCCCCGUCUUGGAACUCUCAUUAUCAGUCCGAAUACCCCGCCACAUUACCCCCCACGCCGCCAGAGGAGGACAUCCACGUUGCGUGGAACCCAAAGUCCGAGAUGAUGUUGUUCGACACACACUCCCACCCGGGAUCCAUGGCUAUGAUGGAUGACACUCCGAGUGUGGAAAAUUCCUCUGCGACCGGUGCUUCGGAUACACUCAGCAGCCCAUCCGAUGGGCUUUCUCAUAGGUCCUCCAGCUCUGGAGGCAGCCCUGGGCCCCACGAUGACAUGGAUUGCCAGCAGGACAUUGGCUCAUGGCUGGAUCAUGGAAUCGACUUGACUGCUUCAUCACUUGCCCUCUGCAAGACACGAAGCGAGGCCGUCAAAAUCGUUUCCCAGACCCUCCCAUAUCCCAGAACAUCCGAUCAGGCGGCAUCCGUACCAAAAACAGACAGUGUUUUUUCCUCCAUCGUGCAGGCCGUCCACAACCACUUGCAACCUGGCCAGUCACCCUAUAUCAAUGUCACCCACGCAGUACCGGAGCAAUUCAGCCUCUCGAAUUUGCCUCACUCUCCUCCCAGCACUCCUCGUUCUCCGACUGCUGCCGAGGAUUACUUUAACGCGACGGUUUUUUCCAGUGCAGCAGUUGUAGGUGCUUACCAUGACUACCGUGGACCUCUCCAACGGCAAAUGUCCCACGCCCCGAUGCCUAUUGUCCCUCCUCGCAGCGUCCACAUCUCGGUGCUCGAGCGCUAUCUCCCCCCAACCUCCGCUCAAGAGUACCGUGAUCUGUUUUGCCGUACUCGUCCAUCUUUCCUCGUUGAUCGUAUGAGCGAGCUAUCGCCUAAUGGCGGCUCUCUCCUCUUUGUAUACCCGACCAAGAAAGGUGCAUCCACCUUCAAGUCCCAGUACCUGGGCCCCAUCCUCGACCCACUUCUCCGACAACUCGUUGUGGUGAAUGAGUUGUCCGCAGACGUGGGCCGCUACCUCGGCAAGCUCUCCUCCGUCUCCCAAAUGGACGACUUCGCCACCAUGAAGGCGAACAUCGUGGCACUCUGCGAAUCCUUGAGCGACAACGAUUCCUCCUCCCGAUUCCACGUGGCCGAUGCAGGCCGCGGAGACACCCACCUCGACCGCAGCCUCUGGGCCGAAUGGUUCAUCCACCAGGAGAAAGCCCGCAUGAAGGAAGUCCUCAGUCUGUACUGGCAAAACGGCCGUCGCUCAUCUAAGAGCGCAAGCUCCGGAGGCUCCGGCAUGAUGGGCAACAAGGAAGUCACAUCUUCCGGUCUCCUGAGUGAAAUCUGCGAUGGCAUCCGCAAGCGGCGCUAUUGCGAAGACAAUGAGCCUCGCGAUGGUAUCGAGCUUGGUGUCUUUGUGAUUCGUCGAACGAAUUAG
Penicillium expansum is the source of this 1698-nucleotide messenger RNA. RefSeq lists its product as uncharacterized. Bases 1 to 1698 code for a protein of 565 amino acids. NCBI's taxonomy places the organism in Eukaryota, Fungi, Ascomycota, Eurotiomycetes, Eurotiales, Aspergillaceae. The transcript has 2 exons. The record is from RefSeq and is a predicted model, not a curated record.